GAUGCCGCGGACGCGGGCGCUCCAGGGCUCCUCGGCGGCUUCGAGCAGCAUGGCACGGCUGAGGUACCUCCGCGCCGCUGUCUCAGGCUUCUAUCUGUGGGAAGCUGCGGUGCUGCUCAGUUUGGUAGCUACAAAGGAAACAGACAGCGCAAGAUCCCGUAGCAUGCCAAUGUCGCCAUCUGAUUUCUUGGAUAAGCUAAUGGGUAGGAUGUCGGGCUACGAUGCAAGGAUCAGACCAAAUUUCAAAGGUCCUCCAGUUAAUGUCACAUGCAACAUAUUUAUAAACAGCUUUGGCUCCAUUGCAGAGACAACCAUGGAUUACCGAGUGAACAUCUUUCUCCGUCAGAAUUGGAACGAUCCACGUCUUGCAUAUAGUGAAUAUCCAGAUGACUCUUUAGACUUAGAUCCAUCCAUGCUGGAUUCAAUUUGGAAACCAGAUUUGUUCUUUGCUAAUGAAAAAGGUGCCAACUUUCAUGAAGUUACAACGGAUAAUAAGUUGUUGAGAAUUUUCAAAAAUGGAAAUGUACUUUAUUCCAUCAGAUUGACUUUAAUACUGUCCUGCCCAAUGGAUCUCAAAAAUUUUCCAAUGGAUGUGCAAACAUGUAUAAUGCAGUUGGAAAGCUUUGGAUACACAAUGAAUGAUCUCAUUUUUGAAUGGCAAGAAAAAGGAGCAGUUCAAGUAGCAGAAGGCCUCACUCUGCCACAGUUUCUGUUGAAAGAAGAAAAGGAUUUGUGUUACUGCACUAAGCAUUACAAUACAGGAAAGUUUACAUGUAUUGAAGUCCGAUUUCACCUCGAGAGACAGAUGGGUUACUAUCUCAUCCAGAUGUACAUACCAAGUCUUUUGAUAGUCAUUCUCUCCUGGGUGUCAUUUUGGAUCAAUAUGGAUGCAGCUCCAGCCAGAGUGGCUUUAGGCAUAACAACUGUACUGACCAUGACAACACAAAGCUCAGGCUCACGAGCAUCACUUCCAAAGGUGUCAUAUGUCAAAGCAAUUGACAUCUGGAUGGCUGUGUGUCUGCUCUUUGUAUUUUCUGCACUUUUGGAAUAUGCAGCUGUAAAUUUUGUGUCAAGGCAGCAUAAAGAACUCCUGCGAUUCCGACGGAAGAGGAAGAAGAACAAGGAUGACGAUGCACGGGAAAGUCAGUUCAGUUUUACAGCAUAUGGAGUGGGGCCAUGUCUGCAAGCAAAAGAUGGAGUGGCACAGAAGGGGCCAAAUAAUCCUGCUCAAGCUGCACCUAAAAGCCCUGAUGAGAUGAGAAAGGUAUUCAUUGACCGAGCCAAGAAGAUAGACACAAUUUCCAGAGCUUGUUUCCCAUUAGCCUUUCUGAUUUUCAACAUUUUUUACUGGGUAAUUUACAAAAUCAUAAGGCAUGAAGACGUUCACCAAUAACAAGAUUGAUGCUUGCAGUCCAUGGAGAUCUAUCUGCCAUGGUCAACAGGAGGCUUUCUGUAAGAAACGUGUGUGAGGAGUGACUGGGAAAGCAAAAAGCACAGAGGAGGGGAAACAAAUCCUGCCAGGUUUGAAGUGCCCAUUCACAGCACAGUGGAAGAAUGACACAAGAGAAGACACCUGCAACUGCAAACUUUCUAAAUCAAACUAAACAUUAGCAACUCAUCGUAAAUCACUCUCUACUCAAGCUUUACUGCCAAGUGUUUAUACAUACUGUUACAUAGUAGUAUAAUUGUACAGUACUAUUUGAUGUUCCUUAAUGGUUUUUUUUUAAACUCUCAUGUAUUUUAAAUCAAAAAAAAAAAAAAAAAGGAUCCAGAAUCCAGAAUAGUCUAUGUAAAUCUCAUAGUACUAGAGAACAUACACUAGUAUUUACUACUUUAUUUCAGUUUUACAAGAUAGCGAUAAAUUACUUGAGUUUAGAUAUUUAAGGACUCCCUCUUGCCCUAAGGACAGGAUCUGUGGUUUUGCAAUGAGCACAGUCAACACAUUUAAUUAAUAUAAUUUAUUCAGAAUGCUUCUUAUCAAUCUCCUGGGUGGUAUGAGUUGAAAUAAUCUCAGCUAGCACAAAAAUUUACAGCUAAAUAGUCUAUAUAUCACCUGGAAAAUAUAUAUUAAUGUUUAUAAGGUAUUGAUUCCUGAAAAAGAUUUUUUUUCUUUUAAUUACCUAUACUUUGACAAUUUAAACUUAAAAUAUUUUUAAAUCCUUUUUGUAAGUUCAUAAUUUUUUCUUAAUUGACAAAACUCAUGCAAUAUUUGAGAUAGGCAAACUACAUCAAAAUUUUGCAAUGCUUCAUUUUGAUUCAGCACAAAGAGAUAUUGGAUCGAAACUAAAAGCAAAUAAUCAACUGCUUCACUGAAAUAUUACAAGGAUGAGUACAGCUGCAUUUAUCCAUAUAUAUUUCCUACAUGUUACAUAUAUCACAGGAAGAUUAAUGUAGGAGUAGAUUGUAUAGUAGUUUUCUGUAGUAUUCUUUAUGUAUAUUGAUAUAUUUGAGGCAUUGAUUAGUUAACACUUCACAAUUUUGGAAAAAAAAACGUAGCUCUUCUAAAACAUGAAAAGCGAUCUGAAUGUUUUUUUUACAUUUAUUAUGAUUCAUGUAAUAAGUAGAAAACCUGUUAAUACUCAGAGACAUUUUUCUUCUUUGGGACUAAAUAACUCAAUAGUUUCUUUAAGUUAUAAGGCAAUAGGUCAUAUUUAUGACAUAGCUUGUAGUCAGGUGUUCAGUCUUGCCAUUCUUAUUCACUAAAAAAACAACAAUAUGCUAAGAUAUAAAUCUAAUAUUUAGAAUUACUCAUUACAUAAAAGUCCAGUAAAUGAGGCUGUUUCUCAUUGCAAAAUAUUUUUGUUUUGAACAUGUUUUGAAUUUUUGCUUUAUUAUUGCUCAGAAUGUGUAUACAAAAGCAAAAUACAGCUGGAGGCAAACAUCUGGUGCACUGCCAAAGGCAAGUUGCAUAUGAAGUAAUGGAAGCAAUGUAACUCUGCACUGAGGAUUAUAACAUAGCAACCUUGGGUUUGGUUGAAUUUGUUGUUGUUUUGCUCCAAGGAUUAGUUAGAGAGAUUCUAAAAUAGUUGCUCUCAGAUUUUAUUCAGCCAUGUCAGAAAAUUUAUAAUCCUCCUUCAUUUUAACGUUAUUUUAAAAAUAAUGUUUUUAAACAGUAUAUUUUAUAGUUUUUGUUCUUUUAUUAUCUGACAUGAACUCAAUUCACUUUAAUUAUUUUUUUCUUUUACUUCUUCAUAUUUGACUUAUAAAAAAUCCCAUUCAUUUAUGAACACAGGUACUCAUCCAUGUACCAUGAACUUACAUAACUAGUUGGAUUAUAUUUUUCUCACUUAAAGUUGUCAUAAACUGUGUCAUGUGAACAGGGAUAUUAAUUUAUUUCUUCUAGUCAACAGUCAAGUCAACAGUAUCUUUUUAAGGACUGUUUGAAGUGCUGGACUGGACUCAUAAUCAAUAAGCAAUCAUAUUAAAAAUGGGCUUAUCUCAAUUCUUUCCCUACAAAACAGCUGGCUUCACUUCAAUAAAGAAUUCUUAAUUGAAGACGUAAGUGCAUAAGGCCAGAUCGAAAUAACUGCUAGUAGUUCUAUUUUCUAACUCCUAGUUAUUCUGUUUUCUAGCCAGUACAUUGGGAAGCAAAGCAGAAAACUUACAUGUAACAUUUGGUCUUCUAACAAGGCAUAUUGAAAAUAAAGAGAUUUAAAUAUUUUUAUAGCAUAAAAGCUCUACAGCAUAGCUGAAUUUUAUUUUAUUUUAAGUAAUACAUUAUUCAGAAAAGUAUUAAAAGUAUUUCAAAUAGGAGAGAAAACAAAAAUGGCUCCACGAUGAUGUGUUCAAAUGUAAAUACAUUUGGCAUGUAAUCUGCUGCCCUGAGGUAAAUAAAGAUUUUCAGUUUUGAUGUAAUGGAACCAAGAUCUCUCCACUGUUUGUUUUUUUUUUUUUUUUUUUUUUAUACAGGAACCAUAACAUUUGCCAACAUAACAGAAGCCUCUGGAUACUAAAUACUGGGUAUACCAGAAUAGAUUUAAACUUCAUUUAAAUUAUUCCUGAAUUAUUUAGGCUAAAGUCACUUAGUAAAGAAAGACAGAAAUGUCAGUUGAGAUUAUAAGAAAAUUCAAGGCAAGAAUGUCUGUUACUCACCACUGGCUAUGGGAAAAGUUCAAAAACACCAGCAGAUAUGCCAGCUCUCUACUGAAAACUAGUAUCAACUAUUACUGUCUUCAGAUAAGAUUAGCGAGGGAGCUGAUUCCUUUUUAACUGUACAGUGAAGUAGAGGGAAUUAGAUUACAAAGGUGCAAGAAUGAAAGUGUUCUCUGCCAUGUUCAUAAUCUGAUACAGUCCUGCAAAAUAACCAGUGGAGAGGCAGAAAAAGAAUCAAGGAAACAAUGCUUGAAUGUGAUACUUCUUUUUAGAACUUCUCCUACAGCUAAAAUAGAUCCCAUUCAUUAACUUGAAGUAGAUAGCUAUUUUACCUCACUGUAACUGAAUUUGAGCUUAAGAGAUUCUUAGAAAAGCCAGACAAAAGGCUGCUUGUAUACACAAUUCCUAUGCAAUAGGCUACAAGCCAACACAGCUUUGUCCUCGGUAGUUACUCACCAUAGGUACAGACUGUGCUGUUCAGGUAGUAUUUCUGUGAUCUUUAGAUCAACCCUGUAUUUCAAAAAUGAAAUUGUGACACUAGAAAAUCCAUGCAAUGCAAUGAAAUCAGAGGAAGAAAUCAAAGUACCUGGAGGAAAACUCCAGUAACGUAGCAGUAAAAGAGCUGGCACCAGAAAAGGGAAAGAAGGAAACAUGAGGCCUUCUUGCUGCUUUUCGUCACCUUCAGUAUCUUUCCCAUAGGAACAUUACUUCAGAUGGAAGCAGUAGUUUCAGAGGACAAGGAUUUAUGUCAGCUGCUGCAAAGAUAUAAUCUCGUUGAAUGCCAGUUUCUGCCUGGGCAGAUGGCAAACUAAUUUCUAAAUCGUUUGCUUUCUUGAUGGAAAGAGUAGAGCAGGAAGGCAGAAGAGAACCAAAGCUGUACCUAGCAUAACAGAGAGAUCCCAGAGCAUCUGGAAUCUCACCUGAGGUGGUCUUUUAUUCCUGUACUAGAGAUAUGAGACCUAAACCAUGCACCCCUCAAUAAAGCCAAAAGCUUCAGGUCCUCAAAAGAACAAGAAAGGUCACUCUGAGGUGCAGCAGAUAUAUUUGACUACUAAAUUCCCACUUAAAUUCCACAUAGCAAAAUGCAUUUUGUUUUUAAAGCCAUAUUCAAAUAUCAGAGAAAUAGUUACCUAGAGGGUUGUCUUUUUUUCUCAGUAAUGUUGAUAAAUUAGAGGGGGCUUGAGGGAGAAAGGAAAGCAGAAAUAAUAGUGUUAGACUAUUUGGAAUUUAGUUAUUUUUAAAUAAAUACAUAUUCCUUUUAAGGAAUUUUGACAGCAAGUACUGCUACUUAAUUAGGUUAGAAGAAUCCAGGAAGAACAUGGGAUUUAAUUAUCAUAUUCAGUUUAAUAAUACAUUAGUUUUCUUUCCAUUCUCUUUAUUAGAGUUGGUUCCAUAAACUUUUUAUAGACUCCUUUAUUAUAAAUCUAUUGUGAUUUGUGAGAGAUGAUUCUCUUUAAUCACUAGAAAAUAUUAUAUUUAAGUGAUUUAGCUGUGCACUUUACAUUAAAGAAAUGAGGUAUUGCUUCCACUUUGUACUAUAACCCAUUAGAGAACUGUAGGCUGCUAAUGUAGAUAAGAUAAACUGUACAAAAACUUAUAUUUUUGAUAGGAGGGAAAGUCUUCCUUAUCCUUAAAAAUAAAUUAAAUUUAUUAUUUUUAGCAAUAAUUUUAUAUUAGAUGGAAAUGAACUUAUUUAUACAGUACCCAGCCCAAGCUGAGAUGUUUUGUUGCAAAAAGUAGAUAUAUUUUAUGUGUAACUUCUGCUCUCCUUUGAGCUUUCAUAGGAAUUAAUGCAAUCCAACAGAGCAGAAUUUGGCCUUAUACUGUGAAACUGCUGAGUGAGCUAUUAAUUCUUGCAGUAUCCCUGUAAGGUAAUAAAAUAACUUUUUCCACAUCUUACUAUACAAUCAGAACAAUAUCAAAUCAUCAUAAUUUUUUCCUUUUUGAGAAAACUAAUAAGAAAAAUAUAUAUAAAUCACAAACCUAAGCUACUUGUUAAUAAUAAAAUAAGUGUUUUAUUUUUAAGUGGUUAUGGAAAAGGUGCCUUCAGGCAACACACAUCACCUACAGUAGUUACUGAAAUAUUAUCAGUUUGGAAGGCUUGUGGAAGCAGGUUAGAUUGCUAGAACCAGCAGGUUAAAUGCCAGAAAAAUGUUGGCUCAUCCUGUCUUCUUGACAUUCUUGAAUAUUACUGCACUUCAUCACUUUUAUCUUUGUGAAAUAUGCAAGAAACAUUUAUUAUGUUUAUAUUUUGUUGCAUAACAGAGUGAUGUUAAUGGACAAAAUGGACUGAAGUAGUUACUGAUGUUCCAGGAAUGUGUAAUUGUGAGCUGUAUUAAAAGAAAUUGUGCCAUAAGCUUUUGCCACAAAGUUUUAUCAUAAUAUACAUAUUUUGUGUGUUAGUGAUCCCAGAUUUUAAAGAAUACAGAAAAAAAUAAAAGAAAAAAAGGAAAAAUAUAUAGUGUAUUAAUAACUUGUCUGUGAGUAUUAAACAUUCUCCUGUGAAUUCUGUCUAGUAACAUCCAAUGGCAAUUUCAUCUCAAAUACUUCCUUUUUGGUAAAACUAUUAAUGUGUUGUGCAUGCAUUUGAUUAAAGUUCUUUUUAUUGUAUUACGAUAUCAUAUUGCACUAAAACUGACAUUCUCUGCAGACAGAAGUCUUAAAAUAUGUGAAAUUUAUGGUGUCACCAUGUCAUUGUAGAUAUUUUGUUCAAAAAUAAUAAAGAACAUUUUUUA
This is a messenger RNA of Gallus gallus (chicken), 6827 nucleotides long. RefSeq names its product glycine receptor alpha 3 (gene GLRA3). Gene Ontology annotation, molecular function: extracellularly glycine-gated chloride channel activity; transmitter-gated monoatomic ion channel activity; transmembrane signaling receptor activity. Bases 2 to 1393 code for a protein of 463 amino acids. Gene Ontology annotation, cellular component: postsynaptic membrane; neuron projection; plasma membrane. The record is from RefSeq and is a predicted model, not a curated record. NCBI's taxonomy places the organism in Eukaryota, Metazoa, Chordata, Aves, Galliformes, Phasianidae. Gene Ontology annotation, biological process: chloride transmembrane transport; chemical synaptic transmission; nervous system process. The transcript is spliced from 9 exons.